Mya arenaria is the source of this 531-nucleotide messenger RNA. Its product is annotated as heat shock 70 kDa protein 12B-like. NCBI's taxonomy places the organism in Eukaryota, Metazoa, Mollusca, Bivalvia, Myida, Myidae. The transcript has a single exon. Bases 1 to 531 code for a protein of 176 amino acids. The record is from RefSeq and is a predicted model, not a curated record.
AUGAAAGAAACAUUUGGUGACAAAAUUGUAGCACCUAUAGAGCCAAGGACCGCCGUUAUGAGAGCAGCCGUGUUGUUUGGUCAGAGUCCUGCUGCAAUUCAAACUAGAGUAUCAAAGUAUAGCUACGGUAUCGCAACAAUGAACCAUUUCAAACCUGAAAUACAUUCAGAAGAAAAACGAAUCGUGAUUGACGGACGUGAGUAUUGCGACGACAUCUUUGAAAAGCAUGUCUCUAUCGGACAAGAGAUAACUGUCGAACAAAACAUGAACGAGAUGACCUAUUACCCAACUAUAGAUAACCAGGCACACGCUGUCCUGCAGGUGUUUGCGAGCUCAAAAGAAAACCCCAAGUACGUGACGGAUGAAGAUUGUCAGCAGGUCGGCUUGUUGCUUAUAGAAAUGAAAAAAAAUCACAAGAGGGACUUCGGAAUCAAAGUAAAACUAAUAUUUGGCGGAACCGAGAUACAGGUAGAAGUCCGGGAUGGACACGGAAACACCAUUAAAAACGCCAGGAUGGACUUUUUAGGCUAG